Molecule: messenger RNA, 1475 nt
Organism: Paramecium sonneborni
Lineage: Eukaryota; Ciliophora; Oligohymenophorea; Peniculida; Parameciidae
Source: the annotation of a GenBank genome assembly
AUGCAAACUAUAUUAGUCCUUUUUUCGUCUUUUAAUUUAACUACCAAUUAUCUGAUUGAAUAUCAUAACGUUUGUCUUUCAAUAUAUAGCUUAUUACUUAAUAUUGAAAUAUGUAUAUAUUUAAUAAAUUUUAUUAUUUUUUUACCUUUUUUUUAAUUCUCUUCUAAAGCAUUUAUUUUAAUUUAUAAUCUAUGGUUUAAAUACUUUCUUAACACAAUUCAAUUCUUUUUGUUUUUGCUUUUAUAUUCUCAACAUAACUUAUUUUUUAAAUUCAAUAAUUUUAUCUCUUCCAUAGAGCAUAUUAAGAUUUUGCUUAAUACAUUUUAUAUUUUGGUUUAUUAUGGUUAAAAGAUCGUUUUAAUAAACUUAGAAAAUGAUGUAAAAGUAUAUCAUACUAUUUUAGGUAAUAAAAACUUAAUGUAAGAUUAAUUAAUAAGAACCUUUGAUAGUCAAGUUGAAUAAUUUAUCUAAAGAUUAUUUCUCUGUCUUAUGGAAAGAGGGUUUAUUAAAAAUAUUCAAAUUAGGGAACAGUUUAGAACCAUUAUUAUUUAUUGAAAUAGGUACUUAUGAAAAUUAUGAACUAUUUUAUAUGUAUAAGAAAACAACUAUACUAUUUUCGAAUCAAGAUAGUAUUAUUCGAUAUGUUUAUGAAAAGGAAUUAAUAAAUAAUAUGAAAUAAAGAUAAAUAAUAUAUACUCUAUAUUACAAGGAGAAAGAUUAACGAUUGUAUAUGAUAACAUAAGUAAUCCUAAAUUAAAAUAGAUAAGCAAUAUUGAAAAUCAAAAAUUUAAAUCCUUAUACCAAUAAGAAUGAUUAUUAAAAUUUAAUGAACUGCUACAAUUAAAAUAAGUUGAAUAAGAUAAAAAUAAGUAGCAUACAAAUGCUACUCCAAUUGCUUUCUAUGAUUUAGCAUAUUUUAAUAACCAAAGUUCUAAUCUGAAAUAAGAAAAAAUUGAGCCAAAAAAGAUUACAAAAGAUUAAAUAUGGAAUAGCAGAAUCUGUUAAUACUUUGUAACUGGAAUAAUUAUAAGAGUUAUAACAUUUUAUAGUUGAUAAAUUGAUAAAUUAUUUAGAAUAGACUAAAACUAUUCAGAUUGGAUAAAAGCUAUAGUAGGAAGAGGAGUUGGAGAUUUCUCUAAAUAAUAUUAUCUUUUAGAAGAAAGAACAAAGUCAAUUAAUUCAUAAAUUAGAGACUAUAUGUUCAAAGAUAUAAUUUAAUAGAUUGACACAGAAACCAAAAUAAGAUAAAAAUUAUAGAAAAUAGGAACACACUAUUUAUGAAGAACAAUAGGCCGAUAUUUUAAUUACUUAAGGAAAUCUCUCUUAAAAACAAAUUAAUGAAAACAAUAAUUAUGGUGAAGAUUAGACAAACCAAAUUGAAGAUGAUUUCAAUUAAGUUUAUAUUAAAGUAAGAUUAUAUUUAUUUAUAGCACAAAUAAACACUUAUAUAAAGAUAUAGAAGAGGAAGGAUAUGA